Molecule: messenger RNA, 1172 nt
Organism: Eruca vesicaria subsp. sativa (arugula)
Lineage: Eukaryota; Viridiplantae; Streptophyta; Magnoliopsida; Brassicales; Brassicaceae
Source: the annotation of a GenBank genome assembly
UAAACCUUCCACGCUUGGAUUGCUGUUGCUGCGAUCAAAACGACAGCAACGAUUUUCUGGCCGAAUCUUCUCUCCCGAUCAAUCAACCAGCGCCGCUGAAUUCUCACUUAAUGGCACUUUCAUGCCGUGACACACUACGCCUUAUCUUCCAGAGACUCACCGUGGCCGAUCUAGCGCGUGCGAGCUGCGUUUGCAGAGUUUGGAACUCCGUCGCCACAGAGAACGAUCUGGUGGCGUUUGCUUUCAUAGCGCCAUGGGGGAUCAAGGAACUUGUGGGGAAACCGGCUUCAGGCGCGUUCUGGAGAGAUAACGGAAUCUGGAAAUUCGCCAUCUCUCAUCGGAUCAGUCGUGGUGAUAGCGUCACUAGCCUCGCCGUUAAGUAUUCCGUUCAGGUUAUGGAGAUAAAGCGACUAAACAACAUGAUGAGCGACCAUGGGAUUUACUCAAGAGACAGACUGCUUAUUCCGAUAAGCAAUCCUGAAAUUCUCGUUAACACCACCUGCUUCGUUGAGGUAGACAAGCACGCCAAACGCGAAGUAGCAGUGCUUUACCUCGAAGGUGGACCAAAGAGAGAAGAAUCUGCAUCUGGUUUGAAUCAUCUCUCCACUCCAUCUCCCCAUGGAAAGCGGAGGCUGAUUGAAUCUCUAAGGAGAAGCAUGCAAGUCGAUGAUGAAACUGCCCUAUAUUACUUGGCUAUCGCUGAAGGAGAUCCAAGAUCCGCAUUGUCUGAGUUCUCCGCUGAUCUCACCUGGGAGAGGCAAGCUGGUCUUAACUAGGCUUGGCAAAGUAAAGCUCUUGUAGCUCUAGUAUAUAAGAGUCGAAAGGAGAUUAAUAUAGCUUUGUCUGCUUCGUGUGCUUCCGAACCUCACUCAAGUCCAGAUAUAUAGUAAUAUCUGUUUGGUACCUUGAAUUACUCUGUCUUCCUAUAAACAACAUACAUUAAACUAUGUUAGUACUAAUUAGUACAUAUAUACAUUCAAUUAGGUUCGUAUAUAAGCAUAUGCCUAUCAGUUUACUGUUUCUUCAGGAGAGAAGAACAAAUUUUAUGUUUGGUAUUCGAUAAAAGUCUGUUAAGUUUGUAUCAAGGAACUCCCGACCCUCUUUCUUUCAGUCGCUCUCUCGUUGUAACAGAAAGAAUACUGGAUAAUACCUAAAAGAGAAAUCCAAAUCCC